AUGAGCCCCCUGAAUUCAGCCUUCUUUAAAAACAUCACUUUUGACAAUAUUGUGAAACCUGACUACUUUUUCAUCAGUGGUCUUGCUGGUAUUCCCCACACAAAAUACUACCAUGUCUUCUUGUGCUUUGUUUAUGCUCUGACACUACUCGGAAAUGCUUUCGUUAUGUUUAUGAUUUACACCGACCACUGUCUCCACAGUCCAAAAUAUAUUCCAGUUUUUAAUUUGGCUGUGUCUGACUUGUGUGGAAGCACUGCAAUCGUUCCUCAGAUGAUUGACACCUUCCUGUUUAAAUCACAUUUAAUAUCCUUUGAGGCCUGCUUGGCUGAUAUGUUUUUUGCAAUUUGGUUUGUCACUAUGCAGUCUUUCACUCUCACCCUUUUGUCCUAUGAUAGAUGUGUUGCUAUAUGCUUACCACUGAGAUACAAUGAGAUUGUUACUAGUAAAUCAAUGCUGGUGAUCAUAGCCACAUUAUGGAUUUUUGCAGGAAUUGCCAUUCUCAUAGCUGUGAUUUUUAUUAGCAGACUAUCAUUCUGCAAAUCCACUAUGAUAGACAGUUAUUUCUGUGAUCACGGACCCAUACACCUUUUGGCGUGCAAUGACAACACCCCAAGUAUCGUGAUUAAUUGGACACAUCCUAUUAUGAUUCUCUGGUUUCCAGUACUUUUUAUCACAGGAACGUACAUUUGUAUAGGCAGAGCAUUGUUAAAAAUAGCAGCAGCCUCUGAGCGCCUCAAAGCCAUGCAAACCUGCACCUCUCAUUUGAUCUUGGUGAGCAUAUUUUAUCUUCCUCUAGGCUUUACCGCUGCACUGGGCUCCGCCAUUCACCAAAACGCCAGGAUCCUAAACAUGUCUUUGGCGUCCAUCUUGCCAUCUAUGGUGAAUCCAAUCAUUUACUCACUGAAGACAGAAGACUUCAGAGAAUCUAUUAAAAAGUUUUACAGAAGAAACAAGAGAGACAUCACUAAGGAAUAA
Molecule: messenger RNA, 975 nt
Organism: Conger conger (European conger)
Lineage: Eukaryota; Metazoa; Chordata; Actinopteri; Anguilliformes; Congridae
Product: olfactory receptor 8G17-like
Exons: 1
Coding region: 1-975 (324 amino acids)
Biological process (GO): G protein-coupled receptor signaling pathway
Cellular component (GO): membrane
Molecular function (GO): olfactory receptor activity; G protein-coupled receptor activity
Source: RefSeq, a predicted model, not a curated record